UCUUCUUUGUGAAUAUUUCACAAUCAUUUUUAAGUUGACCUGAUUCGGAGAAGUUGAAGAAGAAGCCCCCUUAGUAACCGAAAUUCGGCACAAUGGGAAUCGCUAAUUUGAUUUUUGUGAGUCUUCUAUUGAUGCAGGGAGCUUUUCUCAUCGAAAGCAAUUUAGAAUGUCAAGACCUUCAGGAAGAGAUCUUCUGCACCGAAGGAAAUAAAACUGGGAAUUGUUAUCAACUACCGUGGAGUGGAAAAUGUCGGAAGACUUGUGGGCGUUGUGACGAGUGCUAUGAUGCUCAGAACAUUGUAACUUGUGGGGACGAACUCGAGAAAGGACACUGCGGUGACACUGAAGUGGCUCAUGUCUGUAGCCAAACAUGUAAUGCGCUCUCCUGUGCUCAG
Molecule: messenger RNA, 395 nt
Organism: Stylophora pistillata
Lineage: Eukaryota; Metazoa; Cnidaria; Anthozoa; Scleractinia; Pocilloporidae
Source: RefSeq, a predicted model, not a curated record